CGGCCGCGGAGCCGCCCGCCGCGUCGCGAGGCCGCAGGGAGCCGCCCAGCAGCCGUCAUGAAGGCCGUGGUGCAGCGCGUCACCCGGGCCAGCGUCACAGUUGGUGGAGAGCAGAUAAGUGCCAUUGGACGGGGCAUCUGUGUGCUGCUGGGUAUUUCUCUGGAAGAUACGCAGAAAGAAUUGGAGCACAUGGUUCGAAAGAUUUUAAACCUACGUGUGUUCGAGGACGAGAAUGGGAAGCACUGGUCAAAGAGUGUGAUGGACAAACAGUACGAGGUGCUGUGCAUCAGCCAGUUCACCCUUCAGUGCGUCCUCAAGGGAAACAAGCCAGACUUCCACCUGGCCAUGCCCACGGACCAGGCUGAGGGCUUCUACAACGGCUUCCUGGAGCAGCUGCGCAAAAUGUACAGGCCAGAGCUUGUCAAAGAUGGCAAGUUUGGUGCCUACAUGCAAGUCCACAUCCAGAAUGACGGGCCUGUGACCAUAGAACUGGAGUCUCCGGCCGCCGGCACUGCCACCUCCGAUCCGAAGCAGGUUCCACGUGCUGGGGCCGUGAGAGACGAUUGUUCUGCGUCUAGAAAGCUGUCAAAGCUUGAAAAACAGCAGCAGAGGAAAGAGAAGACCAGAGCCAAGGGGCCUUCUGAAUCCAGCAAAGAGCGAAACACUCCUCGCAAAGAAGAGCGCAGUGCCAGCAGCGGGGCCGAGGGAGACGUGUCUUCUGAGCGGGAGCCAUAGAGUUGGAGACGGAGGCCACAGUGCAUUAUCAUUGGUCAGAACUGGAUCCUGAAAAAUUUAUGAAAGACGUUAAGUACCUCCUCGGCUUUAAGGCUUUGGAACUGAAACAUGAAAAGGAAGACAGAAAUAAGAAUUUGGGAACCUGAGUAGCCCUACAAAAAAAAAACAACCAAAGGAACGAUACCAAUUUCUGUAGUUGUGCUCUGACGUGGGAAGCGUGUCCUGCCAUUCCAGGGGAGUGUGCCCCAUUUGGUCUUUCCCAGUUCCAAACAGGCGAAACGCACAUGGCAGCAGGGCAUAUAUACACAUGCCUUUCUCCCAAGAAGGGCUUUGCUGGUUUCUAAAAUGUCUUGGCUUGCUUUUGGAACAGGCUGGUCCAACAUCACCUGUCACUGAGUCCUCCUUUCACACUGUGAUGUGUUUCUGUGUGUCCAGGAUGCAGGAUGAGUCUCAGACACAUUCAUGCUGUUGUUAGUGUUCACAACACUGGUUCAUAGUCGUGAUAAUGUCUUGUGUGAGACCUCUGCAUCUUGUAAAUUUUCCUUUUUCUAAUAAGAAAUAAUAAAACCCCAGACCUCAACAAACUGCUUUGUUAAACAAAUCCUACUGUGUUUUUGCUUAAUGAUGUCUAUAAAAAAAGGCUGUAUGUGUGACCCCUCUCUGUGUGUAUCUACACUUCUUUUCAAAUAACCCUCUUGCAAGAGGCCUUCUCUGAGCAGUCCACACAGGUCUCCAGUUCCAUAGUGAGAGCCCACCUAUGGUAAUUUACAGUUGAUAGUUUUUUACUUGGAAAUGCAAUGGCAGGAAAGAGGAGAGGAGAUGGGAAAAAAAAUCCAGUUUCAAUCCAGAGUGGCCAGAUGUCUGAGACCAGGUCAUCAAGUGUGGCUGCCAUGUUGCUAUAUCCAUUUUUGGGAGGUGGGAGAAAGGUUUCAGCAUAUUGGAUUGUAUGGCUUCUCCUUUUCUAGGCGCUACGUGGUUGUCCAUAUUUCCAAGCCAGGAUCCCCACAGUUAUGUGAGAAAGAACCCAGUUCUGCCCAAAUAGUUUCUCAUUUAAAUUUUAAUUUACUAAUAAAACAUCAAUAGGAGUCAUUUUUGACAUUAUGGAAUGUCUUUAUGAAUGCUUAUAUAAAUACUUACCACUCUAAAGUGUUUAUUUCUUAACUACAGAAGAGACCAUCCUUAUCUGGCAUCUUUGUAAUGCUGAAGCUCUAUGUGUGACCUUUAUAAUAACAUUUGAGUCCCUCUAGUAUGACACAGUUGUCUACUUCAAGUGAAAAUGUGGAGAAAGGAAAAAAAAGCUCAAAUCAUGUCUCCAGUGUAUGUUCAAAUACUUGGAAUAUGGAGCUGGAAAGUGUUUGCCAGGUUGUUUUAUUCUGAACCAAUAUGGGCAGUCCAGUGUAUUCCACGAUCAUUUAAACUUCUAGAUGCAGAAUCAUUACACCCCAGAGUGCAAAUCCCUGGUAAGCUCUCCCAGCUCUGUGGGCUGCGAUGUCCCAGAGCACUCCUCUUUGAGUCAGCUAUGAAGUGUUUUACAAAGCAAAUUGAAAUUCACAGUAAAGCUGGCUGAAUCUACGCUUUUGUCAACUCACCUGCAGGGUUGUGGGCUUGCUAAAGGGAUUUUCAUGUGUUCCCCUGCCAUGACAUGUUAUCGCCACCAAUUUAUGUCUAUAAAGCAGCUGCAGCCUGUCCUUGUGGUAAUGGAUAAAUAAGGAAUGCAUAGAGAGAAGAGCUAGUGUGCUUGACACAUAGGCAGUUGGUAAAGAAUAACGACUCUUGUCGUCUGCGGCCCAGUUCCUGGAUCCCCUCAACACAGAUUGGAGGGUGAGCAGAUGAUGUGGUCGAGUUGCUGAGAGACUGAACCAAAAAGGAAGAAGAGCUGAAGGAUUUGUGGCUAUUUAGUCUGGAAAACAAAAAACAACCCCAAACUUCCUCUGGAUAUUUGAAAAGGAUGGACACAGCACUGGGUCAAGGGACAAAAAUAUGAGAAUGGCAAUAAUUGCAUAAACAUAGAUGCUGGCUUGAUUUAAGGUAAAGCUUUUCAACAGUCAACUCUACUCAAAAAAUGUAUGAUGAUUUUGAGAGCUUUCAGUCACCAGAAGUGUUUGAGCAGUAGGCAGGGAACAUGGUAUCAGAAAACAUUUGCUACUUCUGUAGCAUUGGGUUGAAGGAAGCGUUUCCAUCAUGCUGAAGACAUUUUCAACUCCUAGGAACAGAGAAAUACACCGUGUGUACACCCAAGAAUGGCUCAAGGGAGCAGCGAGGCCAGAUCUCACCAUGGGACAAGGUUAAAGAAAAAAAAGUUAAAGAAGAAAUCCCAUGACAUCCACAGCUGCAUCAAAAAGGGGCUUGGUCCCUUUCUCGCCUUUGUUCACUGCCCUUCCAAAAGUUAACAUCCAACUAUCACUGUGCUAGCAAUGGCUAAAGUUAGAUUUUGGGUGCAGUUCUACUUGCAGAGUAUGAAACCAUCAGUCUUUCCAUCCCUCCUAACACCUCCAAUGCCUGCUUCCUUCUUAUUUUUAAAGCUUGCUGUUUAUCGUCCAUUAAAACAUCAUUCUAGCGAGGAUGGGAGAGGAGACCGUGCCAUGUAUGGCUUUUCUGAGAAGCUUUAGCCGACUGCAGGUCCAGUACUUUAAAUAGAGCACUGUGCUGAUAGCACUGGGCGAAGGGGCCGUUUAAUCUUGCCUUUUGUGGUUUACUUUAUGGGAGACCAGGCUCUUGUGGCUGCAUGAAACACAGACCAAAUAAAGGCAUCUUCUGGAGCUGGGCACGCCAUAGCUUUGCCUCACAGUGGGUGGUCCUGGGGAAGGCAGGUUUCUCCCCUAACCUGCAUCCUGACUCUCUGAUGAGCGCUGACUUGCACACAGAGAAUUUGCUGUUUCAUUGAUUUGGUCAUAAGGAACAGAUAGUUCUUAGUUCCACAAACACCUUCUUUCCUCUGACCUGGGAUCAUUUUAAUAACUCCAAGGCCAGAGAGGUGAUGUUUUCUGUCAAACUGGUUUGCCCUUUUUCCACCAGGCACUUUGAGAACAUUCAGCUUGCAGUUCAUGGCUGAUCUGGGUCCUUUAGAAAUAGAGUCAACCUCAUCUCAGAAGUCAUGCAGUUACAGGAGAAGGAGGGCCUCCUACGACAAACCUGGAAAAGAAGAACACUCCCAAAAGAGCCCAUCUUGCACAGAAGCAACUGCAUUUCUGUUCAUUCCUGGUAUGAACACUGGUGUGUUAUGUUUUUAGAGGUUCUGGAAAACAUUCUUAAAUUUCUUAAGAGCUCUUUAAGAUAACUUUUCUUGGUUUUGGAUCUUGUCUGAGGGGUUGGUGAGUUAGGGUCAUAGUCGCUGAGCAAGAAUGUAUCACCUGAGAGUAGCCCACUUCCACCCACCAGAAGGGAGAUUGGCUUAGAGCCAGUUUUGAGACCAAGAAGGCAGUGCCCAGAGAAAGCUGAGAUCUAAAGGAAGAGGUGGAUUGGCCAGGUGAAAGCUGUGGAUGAUGGAAGAGGGAGGAACAGCAGGUGCAGCUGUGUGCAGAUGUGACAGAAGGGAGGUUCCAAAAUUGCCAGCAGGUCGUUAGGGCUGGAUUUGGGGAGAGGGAAUGGGGAGCACAUGUAGGUCAUGGGAAGAAGCCAGACCUAAGAGGUCUGGAAAGUCUAAAUUUAGGCUGUAUUGCACCCCUCUCUCUUGUCUUCUCCAGGUCUGUUUCCUCAGUGGUUUCUCAUGUAACAAGGCUGAGAGAGUGAUGGACAUGGCUUUGCCAAUGUGUGGUCAGUGCCAAGGCCCUCUGUUUGAAUGGUGGGGUCAUGGCUCUUGGCAGGCCAAGACUUGGGGUGGAAGCCCAGCUGUGCCAUUUACUUGCUGUAUGACCUGUGUUUAUUUCCCUUUCUAAACUUCUGUGAAAUGGGGGCAGUAACAACUAUUUCAGGGGUGGUUGCAGAGGUUAAAGGAAAAGAUCUCACACUAGCCCGGCCCAUGGCACUGCCUAGGACGCCACUCACUGUUGGGCUCACGCAGCUGGAUGCAGCAUUAGAGCUUUCUCCUGGCAUCACAUCCUUGCCUCACAUGGAGCCUGUAGGUAAGAAAACCCAGGUUUAUUCCAUGUAGACCUCCAUCAGGCCAGGGAGGAGCCCAAAGGAAGAACUUAACCUAUUCCCUUAGCCUGUGGUUCUGGCCUGUUGGAGUAUUUCAGAUGCCAUGUCAGCCAUUCCCCCCAGCUCUGUGUCAUCUCAGACAUGCCUUCUGUGUUUUCAUCUAGGUCUUGGUAAGCACAGCACCAGGGUAGAGAUGUCACUCCAUUAGAAACCUCCUACAAUGCUCAUUCAUCCCACUUUCCUCUUUCCCAUGUUGCCCAUUCUUGCUGAGAUUAAGCUAUACUCUUCACAGGUUUUUCCGGUGAUUAAUCCAAUGAUCCUGUCAGAAAAAAAAAAAAAUAGGAUGGCACAGUGCAUUAUUUGUGAACUCGUGCUGGUUU
Messenger RNA from Choloepus didactylus (southern two-toed sloth), 5192 nucleotides. RefSeq names its product D-aminoacyl-tRNA deacylase 1 (gene DTD1). Gene Ontology annotation, biological process: tRNA metabolic process. Gene Ontology annotation, molecular function: D-tyrosyl-tRNA(Tyr) deacylase activity. Lineage: Eukaryota; Metazoa; Chordata; Mammalia; Pilosa; Megalonychidae. The coding region runs from base 58 to 735 and encodes 225 amino acids. Gene Ontology annotation, cellular component: cytoplasm. The record is from RefSeq and is a predicted model, not a curated record. The transcript is spliced from 7 exons.